CUGAUGGUUUGGGAUGAGAGUGAAGCCUGCAACAUCUCCCACAAGGUGCCCAGCAGGGUCAUCCUCACUUGCCAUAUUCCGAGCUCCGGGAAGAACUUGACCUCUCAGGCCAUCGUCCAGCGAAUGGAGAGGAUUUUGGGUAACCCAGGCGCACCGUGGCCCAGCUGGAUGGUGCCGCAGAGUCUACUAGUGGAUAAUAAUUUGGGGCAAAUGUUGGGGGUCCUGCUUCUCACCUUGCCAGGAGUCCCUUUAUUGCCAGGAGGAAAGGGUUCCCCAAUUCAUCUGGAGAGAGACCCCAUGAACGGAAACACCAACGGGCACCCAUUGGCGAAUGUCUACCGCUCUCUCCUGGCCCUGCGAGCGAAUUCCUCCCCUCUUCGUGGAACUGGUUUUGCUCCGCUGACCCUCGCUGACCCCUCCGUGAACGUCUUGUCCUUCAUUCGGCCGGGGUCCUGUUCCGGCAUCCUGGUGGUCCUCAACCUGGGGUCGUACCCCUUCCAGCUGCGCCUGGAGCAACUGGGCAUCCCGGCCCCAGCCAAGAUCCUCUUUAACACUGCCUUGGUGUCCCAAACAGAGGUCAACAUGGAGGUGGUCAAGGUGGCACCCGGCCAAGCCGUCCUUCUCCGAGUGCCAAGAGGAUUGGGACAGUGACCGCUACUGGAAGCAAGGGGAACCCUCAUUGGCUGUGCUGUCGCCCAAUGGCAGAGUGACUCUUUCCCUAUUGGUUGUGUUAGUCUCAAUCUUAACCAAUGGCAGAGUAAUUCCUUUCCUAUUGGCCAUCACAGAUUCAAUCUUAGCCAAUGGCAGAGCAACUCUUUCCCUAUUGGUUGUUGAAGACUCAGUCUUAACCAAUGGUAAAGCUACUCCUUUCCUAUUGGUUAUUGCAAACUCAAUCUUAGCCAAUGGUAAAGCUACUCCUUUCCUAUUGGUUAUCGCAGACUCAAUCUUAGCCCAUGGCAGCGCAACUCCUUCCCUAUUGGUUGUCACAGACUCAGUCUUAACCAAUAGUAAAGCUACUCUUCCCUAUUGGCUGUCACAGAUUCAAUCUUAGCCAAUGGCAGAGCAACCCCUUUCUUAUUGGUUGUCACAGACUCAGUCUUAACCAAUGGCAAAGCUACUCCUUCCCUAUUGGCUGUCGCAGAUUCACUCUUAGCCAAUGGCAGAGCAACUCCUUCCCUAUUGGCUGUCACAGACUCAGUCUUAACCAGUGGCAAAGCUACUCCACCCUAUUGGCUGUUGCAGAAUCACUCUCAACCAAUGGUAAACCUACUCCUUUCCUAUUGGCUGUCACAGAUUCAAUCUUAGCCAAUGGCAGAGCGACUCCUUCCCUAUUGGUUGUCGCAGACUCAAUCUUAACCAAUGGCAAAGCUAUUCCUUCCCUAAUAGUCGUCACAGAUUCAAUCUUAGCCAAUGGCAGAGCGACUCCUUCCCUAUUGGUUGUCGCAGACUCAAUCUUAACCAAUGGCAAAGCUAUUCCUUCCCUAUUAGUCGUCACAGAUUCAAUCUUAGCCAAUGGCAGAGCAACUCCUUCCCUAUUGGUUGUCGCAGACUCAGUCUUAACCAGUGGCAAAGGUACCCCUCUCUAUUGGCUGUCACAGAUUUAAUCUUAGCCAAUGGCAGAGCAACUCCUUCCCUAUGGGUUGUUGCAGACUCAGUCUUAACCAAUGGCAAAGCUACUUCUCCCUAUUGGCUGUCACAGAUUGAAUCUUACCCAAUGGCAGAGCAACUCCUUCCCUAUUGGUUGUCGCAGACUCAGUCUUAACCAAUGGCAAAGGUACCCCUCUCUAUUGGCUGUCACAGAUUUAAUCUUAGCCAA
Molecule: messenger RNA, 1816 nt
Organism: Anolis sagrei ordinatus
Lineage: Eukaryota; Metazoa; Chordata; Lepidosauria; Squamata; Anolidae
Source: RefSeq, a predicted model, not a curated record